AUGACCUUUGCUGAAGACUACAGGAAUCCAAUCAUCCCCUCAGACCUGCAACAAGAACAGCAACAACACCAGCCUCAUCAUCUCUCCACCAUUCAUCAUCACCAGCAGGAUCACAUCUCCUUCGCCCCUGAACCAACUGCAACCAACAACCCUACCAAGCUAGUCAAGCGCAACUCGCUCAAGCUCGCCAAGCGUAUCAGCUCAAGCUCUCUCCUCCCAUCCAACUACUCCACCAAGAAUAAGUCAACAACUCCAACAGCAGCUUCUUCCAGCUCUCCCUCAACUAGAGCCCGUCGCUCUUCCUCCGCUGCUUCGAACCACCUUCGCAACAACAGCAACCUCCGCCACCUCAAUAGCCACAACAAGCCCUCGAAAGCAGGCGCCCUUUUCCAAUCCAUCCUUCACCAUCCUGUCGUUAUGUCCUUGAAGGACAAUAUUAUGGCUCGUAAAGGUUACUGGCUCCGCAAUGGCGCAAUCCUGUUCUUUGGUUUGACCCUCUUUUUCUUUGUCAUGCUCCCAAAGAGCGAGCCUAAUCUCCACGACAACAUCCCAGUUGCCCACCCAGAAAGACCUCUGAUCCAAUAUGUGCUCAUGAUUGAUGCCGGUUCGUCCGGUUCGCGCAUCCACGUUUACAAGUUCAACUACUGUAAGGCGACCCCGGAACUGGAGAGUGAGGUCUUUAAAAUGCUCGAGCCUGGUCUUUCGAAAUAUGGCGAUGAUGCGCAGGGCGCUGCAAAGUCUCUGGACCCACUCCUCGAGGCCGCUUUGGAAUCUGUCCCCAAGUUCUUGCACAAGUCGACGCCCGUUGCUGUCAAGGCGACAGCUGGACUCCGUUUGUUGGGUCCAGAAAAGUCGAACAGGAUCUUGGAGGCUGUCCGUCAUCGGUUGGAGACUGUAUACCCCUUCCCCAUCAUCAAGGAACAAGGAGUCGCUGUCAUGGAUGGAGGUGAUGAGGGCGUGUAUGCUUGGGUCACAGUCAAUUACCUCUUGGGACGUAUCAGCUCGAUUGAAAAGACCCCCACUGUCGCCAUCAUGGAUCUUGGAGGCGCCUCGACUCAGAUUGUUUUUGAGCCCCUCACCGUCAAUGGCCACUCUGUCGCCCAGGGCCCUCAGCGUGUGCCCAUGUCCUUCAACGGCAACAACUAUGUUCUCUUCCAGCACUCGUACCUCAACUACGGAUUGAACGAGGCCAACAAGGCGAUCAACAACUAUGUGAUUGAGAACCCUAUCGACAACACCGAAGACAUCAAUCUCUCUGCCGACGAGUACCUCCACCCUUGCAUGCCCGUCGACAGCCGCAAGAAGUACCUGCACGGCGAGAAGGAGGUGACCCUGAUCGGCGUCUCUGACACCGCCAACGAGUGCCGUCGCGUAGUCGAGGCCAUCUUUUACAAGGACAAAGCCUGCAGCCAGAACCCUUGCUCCUUCAACGGCGUCUACCAGCCCUCGCUCGCCACCUCCUUUAACUCGGACAUAUAUGCCUUCUCCUACAUUUUUGAUCGUAUCACCCCCUUCCUUGCUGGAUCCGACGUCCCCAUUCAGGAUAUCACUCUCCAGCAGCUCGAGGAGCUGACUGAGCGUGUCUGUGUCGCUGACGAAGACGCCUUUAAGGAGUUUGAUUCGGUUCCCACGGCAAAGACUGAGCUCGGAAGGGUCGCCGAGAUGUGCAUGGACUUGAACUACAUCUAUGGAUUGUUCCAGUACGGAUACGGGAUCCCAAAGGGCCACAAGAUCAAUCUGACAAAGAAGAUUCGCGACUAUGAGACCGGUUGGUGCUUGGGUGCCAGUAUUGCCGUCCUCGAGGAUCGUUGGUACCUCGGCGCUUAA
This is a messenger RNA of Linnemannia hyalina, 1827 nucleotides long. Lineage: Eukaryota; Fungi; Mortierellomycota; Mortierellomycetes; Mortierellales; Mortierellaceae. The record is from the annotation of a GenBank genome assembly.